GCUCUCCCUCCACGUAACCUUCGAUCUGUGGUGGCCUCGCAAUGCCCUUGCGUUCCACCACCUUUCCCUUGUGCCAAAUAUCCCGAUCCACUUGAAUUUCCAUGGCUGAUUGACAUCAGUGAGGCUGUCACCAUGGAGUUCUCUAGGACCGAGUAUCCAACUCUUCUGGCUUCGUUGCAACCGGAACAGGCCGUCAAUAUCCUCAAUGAUCGCGUAGACCUCAUUCAGAAAAUCAACAAUGACAUUGCCGAUUGGCUUCAGGAACGCCGGAGAGUGGAGGAAGCCUACGUCGCAGGCUUGCGGAAGCUCGCGCGAAGACCGCAACAAGAUGGAGCGGCAGCUCUAGGCAUCUUCCAAAUGCCAUGGCAACGCAUUGUGUCUGGCGCCGAAAAUCUAGCGGCCUCUCAUGAGACCCUAGCCACCAAAAUCGAGACCGACGUCGAAAAUCCCCUCCGGCACUUUGCGAGUCGCAAUCGGGAAAUGCAAGCGCUGUCCACAACCCAAGGCAACCUUAAUUCACUUGCGAAAGAGCUAGUCAAUGCUCAGAGGAGAGCUGCGAAAGGUGGAAGAAAGGCCGAGAGUGCAAGCUCAACGGUUGAGGAUUCGUCGCGUGAGUGGGAAUCACAAGCACCCUAUGUCUUUGAGCAGCUUCAGGCGCUCGAUGAGACGAGGGUAAAUCAUUUAAGAGACGUCCUCACACAAUAUCAAACGCACGAGUUGGAUGCUACCGAGAAGAACAGACUCAGCGCAGAAUCGUGCCUGAACGCACUACUGAACAUCGAAACUGCCGACGAGAUCAAAACCUUUGCCGCAAGAGCAAGUGGUGGACGUGGCAGCGUCCCUAGAAGGCGCAGCUCUGCAGCAGCCGGCGCAACAGCAGCCAGUUCUCAUCUCCGUCCUCCUACACCACCACCUCCACGAAACGCGGACGACAGACAAAGCCAGCGCACCAAUUCUUUUGCUGCCCAGGACAGAUUAGCCCCCUUACCCGAUAACACACCGCACAAAGAAAAAGGAAGACUUGGUGGUCUAAAGCGGCUUGGGACCGUGAUAGGCAGAAGAAAAAGUGUUGUGCCUCCCAUCCCUUCACAUUCAAAUGAAGAAAAGAGAAAGACACGAUCCUUUGUUCCGUUUAGAAGAGGGGACUCAUCGCGAAGUUUCCAGGAUCUGGAAGAAACAGGGCAGGAGCUGACACCCAGCACCACUCGCGACGAGAGACCUACGUCCUCGAUAUCGCAUGACAGACGCGAUGAGUUACCUUCUGGAGUCACCCCUCAGCAAUCAUUGCCGCUCACAAAUGGCGCCAGUGCCUCACCAGCUCCGUUGGAAUCGACGCCCGAAUUCGCACCAACUCAACCUGCUUUACUUGACAAUGUCGGCACACCGCAGACUCCAUACCGCUCACCCGAAAAGCCGCAGCCUCCAGCUCCAGCCAUGGAUCCGUGGGCGCAAGACUCACAUGAGGUUCCAAUUGCACCUCUUCCAAAUGAGGACUCGUCACGCAAUUUCAUGAUACGAGAGAAGCCCAUUCAAGAGGACGAGAGUGAAGCCCAGCAAGCCUUGAGUACUAUGGCCAAUCAGCUCCGCAGUCAAGCACAGACUUCAGGGAUCAACCGUGUGCAGGGAAGCGUAAGAGGUCGACGAGAUGUUCGAAACACUAUGUACGUUCCAAGCAAUGCCGAGCCUUCUGGAACAAACACCUCUAUGCAGCGAGCAGGCCCGCCGGUUACCAUCCCUUCCGGAAACAACCCUGUCGAGAACAUCGCAUCUCCGAUGCAGCGACCACCAGCGGCUGCAAUGAUACUUGAAGAGCACGGUGUGGCCUCGGACACCACUUCCAUUCAUUCCUCUCGGAGCCUAGCAGGUCCCAGUCAGCAUGUUGAUCUUCACGAACCGGGAUUGAAUGCAUCCAUUGUAGAGACUGUUCAUGCCUGGUUCACUGAAAGUGGGAUCAGCAAGUCACUAGUCUUAGGUGAAGUGGCGUUUGCAUACAAUGCGAUGGCUUCAGGUGACUCCAGUUCAGAGACCGUUCGCGUGCAGCACUUCGAGCGCCUCGACAAAGUUGCUGCCAAUCCGAUAUUCAUGACCCAGAUCAAAUCGACAGGCCAAGCAUUAGCUGAAGAGCACGCAGGCUCAUACAUUGUUGCCACCUCAGCUAUUCGGAGACCGUCGCCAAUGAUUGGCUUGAAAUAUCAACUCCAUAUCGAUGAGAGCAAUCUCGGCCAAUACAGUCCAGUUCUCAUCACUCCUGCUUGGCAGGUCAUUGAAGGACAAGUCAGCGUCAUCAUCUUGUACAGCCUCAACCCUGUUUUCGGAACCCAACCUUUGAUCCUCAGAAACGCACAGAUCAGCGUCAACCUCGAUACCUCAGGAGAGGGAACGGGAAGGGCUAGUUCAGCAAUGAUGGCGCCUCCUCAAGGCGCUGUCUUCCGCCGCAAGACAUCGGCUGUUGUAUGGCGACAUGCCGACUUCGCCGUCAAGCCAGAGCAGGAAAGACUGCUAGUCAGAUUCAUGACGGAAGGAGGCAUGCCCAAAAAGGGCAGCAUCGAACUUAAAUUCGAGAUCAUUAGCCGAACCGCAAGUGGCAUUGGCGUCGAAAAGUUGGUUCUAGGAGGAGAGGAGAAGGACAGCGAUCCGUUCGCGGACGACACGGCUGGAAGCAGUGCAAGAGGGAGUGCGGAAGAGAGACGAUGGGAAUUAGUUCCCACGAAUGCGAAGUUGGUCAGUGGCAGGUAUACUGCUAGCUGAACUCUUCUUGCCGACACAUGUCCAGAUCUUAGAGGGAGGCUGUACAGAAAUGUCGUGGUUGGAUAUUUCGAGCUCUAUUGAAAGUCCUUAGCUGGAUACCUGACCUUGGACAUCGUCUAGUGUGCGAGUCCGCAAUGGUUAGCGUAAAGUAGAUAGCGACGUGAGAGCUCAAUGGUCUUUGAGGGUGCUGAGAGAAAACCCGCAAAUUGCAGAAAUCGAUUCAGUAUUGAGUUACUUCGAGAUUGAC
Molecule: messenger RNA, 2995 nt
Organism: Exophiala xenobiotica
Lineage: Eukaryota; Fungi; Ascomycota; Eurotiomycetes; Chaetothyriales; Herpotrichiellaceae
Exons: 5
Coding region: 133-2748 (871 amino acids)
Biological process (GO): septin cytoskeleton organization
Cellular component (GO): endocytic vesicle; plasma membrane; cytoplasm
Source: RefSeq, a predicted model, not a curated record